This is a messenger RNA of Aspergillus caelatus, 1073 nucleotides long. Its product is annotated as lipase family protein. The record is from RefSeq and is a predicted model, not a curated record. Lineage: Eukaryota; Fungi; Ascomycota; Eurotiomycetes; Eurotiales; Aspergillaceae. Gene Ontology annotation, biological process: lipid metabolic process. The transcript is spliced from 4 exons. The coding region runs from base 30 to 977 and encodes 315 amino acids.
AGAUAUAGUCUGCGAAUCUACUAACCACAAUGACUGUCCUUUGGGCUAAAAUGCUUCGAUCGGCUUUAAUUUAUGCCUUGUUCUUGUCGCAGAGCUCGGCAGUGCAGCAUAUCCUGGCGCCAUCUCCUGCUCAGGAGCUUCCGCCGGGACUUUUAAACUCCAUGCGGCUCUAUUCUGAGUAUACUGCCGCUGCAACUUGCCCUUCAAACUUUAACUCACCAGGAUACACAAAGGUCGUUUGCGAGCCAGGGGUAUGUCCAAUGCUAGAGAAAACACAAGCCACUGUAUUCAUGGGGUUCACAAACUGGACGCCGGGAAAUACUACUGGAUACCUGGCAGUUGAUCAUACCAACCAUGUACUCGUUCUGGCUUUCCGAGGCUCCCGGACAAAAGGAAACAUACAGGUUGAUGGCCAAUAUGAGCAGGUUUCCAUACCCUGGAUCUGCCAGGGAUGUCAAGUCCAUUAUGGAUUCUAUUCUUCCUGGGAUGCUAUCUCGCAAUAUCUCCUGAGUGCCGUUAGGCGUUAUUAUAGUGUAUACCACUAUCCUAUUGUCUUCACCGGACAUAGUCUCGGGGGUGCACUGGCUGCUCUCGGUGCUGUCCUAGAGGAUUGGCCCACAGUGGUUACAUUGUAUACCUAUGGAGCUCCCGAGUUGGGAAAUUACGCUUUUGCCAACUUCACUACAAAUGCUAUCGGAGCCCAAGGGACCAAGGGAUUUGAAGUCAGAGUGACGCAUACGAACGAUCCAGUCCCAAAGGUGUUAUCCAGAGAUGAACAUAUUAGCAAGUACUGGCAGUAUAGCACAACAUCUCCGGAAUUCUGGAUUACUUCAAAGAAUCAUGUGCCCGUCUCCAAGGACGAUAUUGAGGUGUUCUAUGGCAUUGACAAUAUGAACGGAAAUCUUGGCACAAAGACCUCGGACCCGUUCGCUCAUAAUUGGUAUUUUGGCGAUAUGGCCGGUUGUACUGGAGACUGAAAAUCUUCAAAUUUGGCUGUAAAUCGGGUCGUCGGUCUUUCUUUUCCUAUUAUAGCCUGGCGCUUUCCAGUUGACGUGAUCGGAAGUCCUGCAUAG